GAUAUUUAAAAAACUUCUAGAUCGGGUAUCGGUGGCAAUGAACCCGAUCCAUACCAAUGCUAAGGUCCGCGAGAGACGUGACGUCAUGCGCCAGCGACACGCWGUGCAGUGGCACGUGCAGUUUUCAAAAUGGAGCGAACGAAAGGAUCAGCCAUCUGGAGCUUUUUUACUUUACCUCACCCAACACAUCCGACGGYUACGUGCAAUACAUGCGCAGUGAUUGUUCCAAGGGGCGGAAGUAAAGCUUCAAGCUACAACACAACCAACUUAAUCAAGCAUCUCCAGCGAUUUCACCCGAAAGAGCACGCGGAGUUUGUUGAACGGAGUCAACAAAAAGGAGACGGCAUGAAGCAACUGACUUUGAAGGAGAUGAAGGAAAGAGGUGAAAAGUUUCCACCUAAUAGUGUGCAGGCAACAAAAAUCACAGAGCGGAUACUAAACUUUAUUGUCAUGGAUGGACAGCCGCUCUCAGUUGUUGGAGAUAAAGGAUUCCGGCUGCUAAUUAACCAGCUAGAGCCGCGCUACGAGAUGGUGAGCAGAAAAUAUUUGUCAGAAACGGCUCUACCUGAACUGCAUGGUAAAGUGUGCAAACGCAUAUUAGAGGAGAUAAAAGAUGUUAAAGCCAUGAGUUUCACGACAGACAUCUGGAGCUCUGAUGUCUCCCYCGUGUCACUUUUAAGUUUAACAGCACACUGGCUGGAUGAGAGUUUUGUGCCAUACAGCGCAAUGUUGAACGCAACAAACUUUCGUGGGUCACACACCAGCGAAGCGAUAGCAGCYAGCCUGAAGGAAAUGUUUGACAAGUGGCAAAUUCCGUUGAGCAAAAUUCACGUGAUUGUGAGGGACAACGCCAGCAACAUGAGAAAGGAGAUGGACAACAUGGGGGUGCGUAGUGUCGGCUGUGUUGCCCAUACAAUGCAGCUAGUAGUCAACGAGGGUCUUCUAUCUCAGCGUGCAGUGAGUGACGCGGUUGCAUGUGCGAGGCAGGUUGUCGGACACUUUAAACAUUCUCCUCUAGCAUACUCACGACUGCAAGAUAUCCAGCUGGAGAUGAACAUGCAACCGAAACGCCUGCAGCAGGAUGUUAAAACGAGGUGGAAUAGUACAUAUUACAUGGUACAGAGCCUGACUGAACAGAAACGAGCACUGUCUGCUUAUUCUGCUGACCAUGAGCUGCCCUCAGUACCCACAGCAAACCAGUGGGGCUUGUUUGAGAAAAUAAUGACCUGUCUUGAACCGUUCGAGGAGUUUACAAGGAAGGUGAGCACAGCCACAGCCUCCACUGCUGAUGUCAUCCCAAGUGUCACCGUUAUCAAACGCCUCCUGUCUAUGGAAACUGAGGCUGACGCUGGAGUUAAAACCAAGAAAAAGACGCUCCUAGCAGCUGUGGAGAAGCGCUUCAGCACCGUGGAAGAGGAUCCUCUGUUUGCACUUUCUACACUGCUGGACCCACGAUACAAGGACAGGUGAGACAUACUUCAAAACAGGUUUUGGUCAAUAAAUUAAUAUUUUAGUGAAACAUUUUAAUGUUUUUGUAAGAUUUUUUUAUUUUGUACACACUGUUUAAUUAAAUUUCAUUCAUAAUAACAACAAAGUCAAUUAAWAAAUGAAGUAAAAGUGAAUUAAAAACGUGUAGAAACACUAAAAGAAAUUGUAUAUCUGCCCCUUUAGAUGCACUUAUUCUUGAAAUUUWAAAGAUAAGUGCACAUCUGACUUUUUUGUUUCAAUAUUAAUUUGUUGAGUCUAAAACUGAACCCUAUGUAUUUUAUCUUUUCAGAUUUUUCACCAGUGCAGACUCUGCCAAACAGGGGAAAGAUGCACUAGAUAAGGAGCUGGAGGAAGACUUGAGAUUUGCCUGAUCAUGUUACUGACACUGAGUGGUAUGUGUGGGGAAAAAUCUAAAUUUGUCUAGUUUUUCAGGACAGUUUUUCAUUUAUUUUUGUUUUUUUUUACCAAGCUAGCUAGUGAAGCUAUAAUUUUAUUAGGCUGCUAUUUUUCAGUUUGCACAAUUGCAAUUAACCAAAGAAAGAAAGGACUGAUUUGUUUAUUUUGAAUAUGGCAACCAAGUUAUUGAAACUAAUGUUUUAUUAGGCUGCUAUUUUUGUUUGCAUAAAUGCAGUAAACCAAAGAAAGGACUGAUUUCUAUUUUAUUUUGAAUAUAUGGAACCAAGUUAUUGAACUUAAGUUUUAUUUUCCUAAAUAUCAGCUUCUUUAUUAUAUUUUGAAUUCCUAAUUGCACUCACUGAAUAAGUUAAACUUAAGUUGUUGUUUUUUUUUUUAAUGUGUUCGACUAAGCUUGUGAACAGUUGSUUUAUUUAAGAUUGCUGUACUGGUGCUGGUGCAUAGUUAUAAAAUAAAUGUGCAAUUCAG
This is a messenger RNA of Austrofundulus limnaeus, 2370 nucleotides long. RefSeq names its product zinc finger BED domain-containing protein 4. The record is from RefSeq and is a predicted model, not a curated record. NCBI's taxonomy places the organism in Eukaryota, Metazoa, Chordata, Actinopteri, Cyprinodontiformes, Rivulidae. Gene Ontology annotation, molecular function: DNA binding.